AUGCUCCCCUCCCUGCUAUGGUUCCUCUCCUUCCUUCCCUGCUGUGGUUCCUCUGCUCCUCUCCCUACUGUGGUUCUUCUCCUCCCCUCCCUGCUGUGGUUCCCCUGCUCCCCUCCCUGCUGUGACUCCUCUCCUCCCUUCCCUGCUGUGGUUCACCUGCUCCCUUCCCUGCUGUGGUUCCUCUCCUCCCUUCCCUGCUGUGGUUCCCCUGCUCCUCUCCCUGCUGUGGUUCCUCUCCUCCCCUCCCUGCUGUGGUUCCUCUCCUCCCCUCCAUGCUGUGGUUCCUCUCCUCCCUUCCCUGCUGUGGUUCCCACGCUCCCCUCCCUGCUAUGGUUCCUCUCCUCUCUUCCCUGCUGUGGUUCCCCUGCUCCUCUCCCUGAUGUGGUUCCUCUCCUCCCCUCCCUUCUGUGGUUCCUCUCCUCCCCUCCAUGCUGUGGUUCCUCUCCUCCCCUGCUGUGGUUCCCACGCUCCCCUCCCUGCUAUGGUUCCUCUCCUCCCUUCCCUGCUGUGGUUCCCCUGCUCCUCUCCCUGCUGUGGUUCCUCUCCUCCCCUCCCUGCUGUGCUUCCUCUCCUCCCCUCCAUGCUGUGGUUCCUCUCCUCCCUUCCCUGCUGUGGUUCCCACGCUCCCCUCCCUGCUAUGGUUCCUCUCCUCCCUUCCCUGCUGUGGUUCCCCUGCUCCUCUCCUUGCUGUGGUUCCUCUCCUCCCCUCCCUGCUAUGGUUCCUCUCCUCCCUUCCCUGCUGUGGUUCCCCUGCUCCUCUCCCUGCUGUGGUUCCUCUCCUCCCCUCCCUGCUGUGGUUCCUCUCCUCCCCUCCAUGCUGUGGUUCCUCUCCUCCCUUCCCUGCUGUGGUUCCCCUGCUCCUCUCCCUGCUGUGGUUCCUCUCCUCCCCUCCCUGCUGUGGUUCCUCUCCUCCCCUCCAUGCUGUGGUUCCUCUCCUCCCUUCCUUGCUGUGGUUCCCACGCUCCCCUCCCUGCUAUGGUUCCUCUCCUCCCUUCCCUGCUGUGGUUCACCUGCUCCCUUCCCUGCUGUGGUUCCUCUCCUCCCUUCCCUGCUGUGGUUCCCCUGCUCCUCUCCCUUCUGUGGUUCCUCUCCUCCCCUCCCUGCUGUGGUUCCUCUCCUCCCCUCCAUGCUGUGGUUCCUCUCCUCCCUUCCCUGCUGUGGUUCCCACGCUCCCCUCCCUGCUAUGGUUCUUUCCUCCCUUCCCUGCUGUGGUUCCCCUGCUCCUCUCCUUGCUGUGGUUCCUCUCCUCCCCUCCCUGCUAUGGUUCCUCUCCUCCCUUCCCUGCUGUGGUUCCCCUGCUCCUCUCCCUGCUGUGGUUCCUCUCCUCCCCUCCCUGCUGUGGUUCCUCUCCUCCCCUCCAUGCUGUGGUUCCUCUCCUCCCUUCCCUGCUGUGGUUCCCCUGCUCCUCUCCCUGCUGUGGUUCCUCUCCUCCCCUCCCUGCUGUGGUUCCUCUCCUCCCCUCCAUGCUGUGGUUCCUCUCCUCCCUUCCUUGCUGUGGUUCCCACGCUCCCCUCCCUGCUAUGGUUCCUCUCCUCCCUUCCCUGCUGUGGUUCACCUGCUCCCUUCCCUGCUGUGGUUCCUCUCCUCCCUUCCCUGCUGUGGUUCCCCUGCUCCUCUCCCUUCUGUGGUUCCUCUCCUCCCCUCCCUGCUGUGGUUCCUCUCCUCCCCUCCAUGCUGUGGUUCCUCUCCUCCCUUCCCUGCUGUGGUUCCCACGCUCCCCUCCCUGCUAUGGUUCCUCUCCUCCCUUCCCUGCUGUGGUUCCCCUGCUCCUCUCCCUGGUGUGGUUCCUCUCCUCCCCUCCCUGCUGUGGUUCCUCUCCUCCCCUCCAUGCUGUGGUUCCUCUCCUCCCUUCCCUGCUGUGGUUCCCACGCUCCCCUCCCUGCUAUGGUUCCUCUCCUCCCUUCCCUGCUGUGGUUCACCUGCUCCCUUCCCUGCUGUGGUUCCUCUCCUCCCGUCCCGGAUGUGGUUCCCCUGCUCCUCUCCCUUCUGUGGUUCCUCUCCUCCCCUCCCUGCUGUGGUUCCUCUCCUCCCCUCCAUGCUGUGGUUCCUCUCCUCCCUUCCCUGCUGUGGUUCCCACGCUCCCCUCCCUGCUAUGGUUCCUCUCCUCCCUUCCCUGCUGUGGUUCCCCUGCUCCUCUCCCUGCUGUGGUUCCUCUCCUCCCCUCCCUGCUGUGGUUCCCCUGCUCCCCUCCCUGCUGUCACUCCUCUCCUCCCUUCCCUGCUGUGGUUCACCUGCUCCUUUCCCUGCUGUGGUUCCUCUCCUCCCUUCCCUGCUGUGGUUCCCCUGCUCCUCUCUUUGCUGUGGUUCCUCUCCUCCCCUCCCUGCUGUGGUUCCUCUCCUCCCCUCCAUGAUGUGGUUCCUCUCCUCUCUUCCCUGCUGUGGUUCCCACGCUCCCCUCCCUGCUAUGGUUGCUCUCCUCCCUUCCCUGCUGUGGUUCCCCUGCUCCUCUCCCUGCUGUGGUUCCUCUCCUCACCUCCCUGCUUUGGUUCCCCUGCUCCCCUCCCUUCCCUGCUGUGGUUCACCUGCUCCCUUCCCUGCUGUGGUUCCUCUCCUCCCCUCCCUGCUGUGCUCGGAGCACUGCAAUUCCACCAUUCAUCUCCUCUAGACAUGCACUGA
Closterium sp. NIES-65 is the source of this 2616-nucleotide messenger RNA. The record is from the annotation of a GenBank genome assembly. NCBI's taxonomy places the organism in Eukaryota, Viridiplantae, Streptophyta, Zygnematophyceae, Desmidiales, Closteriaceae.